Messenger RNA from Caenorhabditis auriculariae, 2782 nucleotides. Lineage: Eukaryota; Metazoa; Nematoda; Chromadorea; Rhabditida; Rhabditidae. The record is from the annotation of a GenBank genome assembly.
AUGAUCCAUAUUCAAGAAAUCGUGUUUGGCGAUCCGCACGCUCGUCCGGAAAUUCGACGCCGUCGUUCUUCUGGUGUCAAACGACUGCUCGGACGUCUGCUUCUGAAGUGACCCUCUCGAAUUUGUGAUUUGUUGAUUUUAUUGAUUAAUAAAUCCGUGUUGAAUAAAUCUUUGGUGCUGCUCUUUGGCCUGCGAAAUAUCGGUGAAAAUCUGGAGACUUCUGACUUUCUGGCUACAGAUUUCAGAUCGGUGGGCACGAGGAUUCUUCUCGGGCCAUCCUUUGAAUUUUUUAUUUUUUGAUUCGUUGUAUAUAUAUAUUGUAAAAUAAAAAAACCUGCCCAGAACGCUUUGGGCCGUUUUCAAGGCGAUACAAAAAAAACGAAAAUUUCAAGCUUUCAUAUGAACUAUAUAGUCGAUAAAAAAACUUAGUUUUCUAUUUUUAAAAAUUUACAAACAGCUGUCAACAACCGUUUAAAAAUAUAAUCAGUAGUUAUCGAUUGCGUUUUUCAAAAAUAAGAAAGUUCGAAAAUCGCGUUAUUUUUUGAGGCCAACCAUAUAAUUUUUCAUUUUUUGCCAGAAUAUGCGUUAUUAGUUGCUGUAUUAUAUUCAAAAAUAGAAAAAAGUUGCCCAGAAACUUUCAAGAAAAAACGGGAUUUUUAUCCGUUUUCGGCCACAAAUGCGUUUUAAAAACUGUCGCCAUAAUAUCUUAUUUUUCAUUUUUCAGUUUUUUUCUUUAUGUAGAAUUGUUAAGCAUAGCCGAUUGUAUGUUUCCCCCAAUUUUUUCCCAAAUCGGUGCAAGAAAACUGUUUUAAAAUGUAAAAAAAACCAAAAUGCAACGAAAAUGACGACGUUUUUUGAACAGCGAAGUGGGCGUGGCUCUGCGGUCCCUACACUAGGUUUGCUCUGGCUUCAAAAUUGAGGACAAAAAAAUCUGUAGAAAGCUCAAAAAUGAAUAAAAGCCCACAAAAAGUUCAGAAUUUUCAUCUUUCUUCAAACAAAAAUGCUUUAAACUGCUUUAAAACGGUUACUUAUCCCAGAGAUCGGCCAAAGAGUUGAAAAAAACCGCAAAAACACAUCGAUGAGCCUUUCGAUUACACAAUUCUUUGGUUUCCUCCCCGUUCGUCACAAAAUGCUCUGGCUUGAAGCCAUAAUAUAAUACUGCAGGUCUUCGUUCUCAUGUUUCGUUUUUACAAUGUCUUCAUAGGAAGCGUAAUAAGGUUCAUUAGAGUUCAAAUAAGUUCAGUCCUUUCUGAAAUUCGCUCUUAAGUUGAAUUUUAUGAAAAAAAUGUCCAUCCGUUUACAGCAUUAGAUCAUGGAAAAGCUUGGUUUCCAUUGCUGGUUUUUGGGACUGCCAAUUUUGAUAGUGCAUUUUGGGACUGCUAAUUUUGGUUAUUCUUUUUGGGACUGCCAAUUUUGGUUAUCCUUCCUGGGACUGCCAAUUUUGGUUAUCCUUCCUGGGACUGCCAAUUUUGGUUAUGAUUUUUGGGAUUGCCAAUUUUGGUAGUGCAUUUUGGGACUGCCAAUUUAGGUAAUACUUUUUGGGAGUACCAAUUUUGGUUAUACUUUUUGGGACUGCCAAUUUUGGUAGUGCAUUUUGGGACUGCCAAUUUUGGUAUUACUUUUUGGGACUGCCAAUUUUGGUUAUUCUUUUUGGGACUGCCAAUUUAGGUAAUACUUUUUGGGAGUACCAAUUUUGGUUAUACUUUUUGGGACUGCCAAUUUUGGUAGUGCAUUUUGGGACUGCCAAUUUUGGUAUUACUUUUUGGGACUGCCAAUUUUGGUUAUUCUUUUUGGGACUACUAGAAUAUUGAACUUUUAAAGGAACUGCCAAUUUUGGUAGUGCAUUUUGGGACUGCCAAUUUUGGUAGUGCAUUUUGGGACUGCCAAUUUUGGUAGUGCAUUUUGGGACUGCCAAUUUUUGUAGUGCAUUUUGGGACUGCCAAUUUUGGUAGAGCAUUUUGGGACUGCCGAUUUUGGUAGUGCAUUUUGGGACUGCCAAUUUUGGUAGUGCAUUUUGGGACUGCCAAUUUCAGUUAUGAUUUUUGGGAGUGCCAAUUUCGGUAAUGCCUUCUGGAAAUCUUCAACUUUUCCAAGAACUAGCAAUUUUUAUUAUGCUUUCGGGACUGCCAAAACUUCGUGAUUUUGUGUUUUUCAAAAUUUUCAGAAACUCAUUAGGGAACAUUUUUACCCCCCCAAAUUUGAGCUUUUGAUGAAACUUUGAUGAAGUGUACUUUGGGACCUCCCUAUUGAAACAGAAGAAAAAAAUUUUUCUAGUUUUUCGAGUUAUGAAGCUUCAAAGUCUGCAAAAUGAGCAAAUUAUGAAAAAGCGCUAUUUUGAGCUUUAACUCGAAAACCAGAUCUAUUUCGAGGAAUUGUAAAAAACGUUCCUUAGUCAGUUGACCUUUUUGUCACUUUGAGCAAACCAGAUACUUUUUACAAAUUUGAAGCGAGUCGGAAAAAUAUAUGAAUAGCUGAGCCCAUUGUUUUUUCACUCCUUCCGUGACAAACUUCUCAAAAAAUUGACUGGUCAGGCUGUUUUUCAGCCACCCAAACCGCUGCCUUUGUCAUUAAAUGAACAAACGCGGCAUUGUUCAUGAAUGUAGCAGGUGCGCGGGCCGACUACAAUACUCUCUACUCGCCAGUCUCGAACUCUGAGUACCGCCACCGGCUCGUCGUCGGCCGCUCUCUGCCCAGACGCGCACUCUCUCCUCCUAUCCACGCCUACCCUCCCACCUCUUUUCUACGUGACGACCCAAUCGAUAAAUCUUGCGUUUCUUUCUAA